GUCUAACUCGACCUGACCAAUAUAAAAAAUCAGGGAUUAUAUAUGGCGUCUUUUUGCUGGACAUUUUCUUCCCUAUACUGCAGACGAGGGUGCAACUUGCACAAAUAGUGCUUCAAAGCUACAGUUUGGUCAUAAGAGAUUUUCCCAGUAUGGGGCACUACUCGCACAAAAAGUGCGAUUUAAGCUAGUACUCUCACAAAGACUUUACAAACUUUUUUGUGCCCAUAUCAAACGCAGGAACAUUCCGCAAUCCGCAUACAAUGCCAAGCUUGGUAAAACCAUCACCAGGAGGAGCCAAAUAGCUGAGAGACAGGGAGAAAGCUGUUUGAUUCCACAAUAAAUGGAACCCCAACGCUACUUAUUACUACGAACUUUAAGCAAAUUCAAAGCAUGUUUUCCCAUGCAUUGAAGCUAUUCAAGCCCCUGAUUUCUGUAUCUCGUAUUUGCUUCUCAUCUAUCUCUUUUCCCCUCUCAUCAAAAUCCACAAUUGUCCAUUUAUCCUAUGCGUUCCAAGGUGGGAAUUUUGCCCCUUUGUUGCAGUCUACUUAUGUUAAUCAGAAUCUUUUCUUUCUACGCUCAAAACCCACUUCAGCAAUCAGGUUCUUUCAAUGGUCUGAGAAUGUUUUAGGAUACAGCCAUUCUUUAUGCUCUCAUUGUGCCCUUAUCCAUAUUUUGCUCUCUCACCGCUUGUUUGGCAUUGCCCACCAGGUGUUUGAGAAAAUGCUUCAGAGGUACUGGGAGUGGGAUGUGUUUGGUGCUCUUUGUGAUGGGUUUGGGGCCUAUAAUUCAAAUCCCAAUACGGUUUAUAGCUUCUUGCUUGCUGGGUAUUGUCAAAAUGGUGUGUUUGAUAAGGGCAUUGAUGCUUUCUUGAGGAUGUCGAAAACAGGAAUUGACGUAGCUCCUCACGCAUUGAGAACUAUGAUGGACUCACUGGUUGCUUCUCAGUGCAUCAGUGCGAUUGUGAGCAUACUCGAUGAAAUUUGUGGUCAGUCUGGGAAAAUGAUAAAACAGGGGUUUAACUUUUAUGCAUUUCUUGCUAUGAGUUUUGUUAAUCACCAUCUCUUUGAAUUGGUAUUGAAUUUUCACCGAAAGAUGAUUGAUAGAGGUAUAAUGCCAGUUAUUUUCGAUUGUAAUAAGAUACUGAAGGCUCUUUGUAAAGAGGAGACCUCUUUAGAAGCUGCCUCCCAAUUCUUUCAUACAAUGUUAAAAGUUGGUCCAAGUCCUAAUGUGGUGACAUUUAGUACUUUGAUUGACUCAUAUUGCAAAGCAAAGAGACUGGAUGAAGCAUUCAAGCUUUACCAUUUUAUGAUGGCACGCGGUAUAUCUCCAGACUUGAUUGUAUAUAGUAUACUUAUUGAUGGUCUUUUUAAGAAUGGAAAACUGGAAGCAGGGGUUCGCCUUCUCUCCGAGGCUUUGGAGAAGGGUGUCAAGUUAGAUAGUGUUAUUUUUGGCUCGAUUAUGGAUUCGUUUGUGAAGGCGGGAGAUCUGAAGAAGCUGAUUGUGGUAUACAAUAGAAUGCGUACUGAAGGUUUAUCACCUGGCACAGUUACUUAUGGCAUUAUAAUAAAUGGCUUAUGCCAAGGUGGGCAUGUACUUGAGGCUUGUGGGGUCUUUGGUGAAUAUGUGAAGCGUGGUUUGGAGCCAUCUGAAUGUGCCUACAGUUGCCUUAUUGAUGGCUUCUGCAAAUUGGGAAAUUUGAAAGAGGCAUUUAUCUGGUAUCGAAAGAUGCUAGAAAAUGGCCUUCUUCCAGAUCUCAUCAUUUAUUCGAUACUUGUUAAUGGUCUCAGCCAACAAGGGCGGGUAAACGAAGCUCUUCAACUAUUGUUUCAGGCUACCAUGAUGGGUAUACAACUUAAUGCAUAUAUUUUUAAUGGCUUGAUCGAUGGUUACUAUAGAUUGAGCCAGAUGACAAAUAUGAUGAGGCUGUAUAAUCUUAUGCAAGUUAAGAACAUACAUCCUGAUGUAGUGACUUAUACUUCAUUUCUCAAGCUCCUGGUUGAUCAGGGAGAACUGGAGAAGGCUUUGGCUCUCUUUCUUCGAAUGCUUAAGCAAAAUGUCCCUUUAGAUGCCAUUGCAUAUUGCACACUGAUGGACAGUUUCUGUCAGCUGAACAAAGCAAAAACUGUCAUGUGGCUGUUUCAGCAAAUGUUGAGGAACAAGGUGAGCCCUGACAUUGCAAUAUACAAUGUUCUGCUCAGAAGACUUUUCAAAGACUUCCAGUUUGAUGAUGCAAUGAAACUUUUCCAUAAGCUUGCUACCCACGGCCCCGAGCCUGACAUUGUGACAUUCAACACUGUGAUAUGUGGUUAUUGCUUUUCAGAUAAGCUGAACGAGGCAAUUCAGCUGUAUGAAACACUCUCGAACAGACCAGUUGGAUUCACUGCCAUCACUUUUAGCAUUCUCAUUGACGCCCUUUGUAAAAAAAGUAGGAUAAAUGAAGCUGUACAGAUGUUUAGGAGAAUGCUAGAAAAGGGCAUUGAGCCUAAUGUGGUUACAUACAGUUGCUUAGUGGAUGGAUACUUGAAAUUUCAGAGCAUGGGAAGUGCCUUUGAACUACUGGAAGAGAUGGCCAGAAACAAGAUUGAUCCCAACAUUGUCAGUUAUAGCAUCCUCAUGGAUGGCCUCUGCAAAAGAGGAUUAAUAGAUGAUGCUUUGAGUACUUUUCAAUCUGCCAUUAGCAACGGCUUAUUACUCGAUGUUGUGGCUUAUACCAUUCUCAUCCAUGGAUGCUGCAGAGUUGGGAGAUUAACUGAAGCCAGAAUUCUGUAUCAAAGAAUGCUGGUCCAGGGCAUGGUACCCGAUCAUGUGUUACAGAGAGUAGUUGCAGACUAUCUUGGGGCUCAAAGUAUGACCACCUACAAGGAACUUUCGUUUUAGCAAUUACAUCCAGGCUCAAAUUGCUAAAGCUCAGUACUGCCUAAGGCAGUUUGAUGUAGUUGAAGUAAAUUUCAAGAGGUUUUAAGAAACGAUCAAUACAGAAUCGAUGACAUGGAUAUGUAUUCCAAUGUGCUAUAUGCUAAGGAAUGUUCUUCUACUUUAAGCUACCUUGCCCACCAGGUGAUUUUGAUAGAUAAAUAUUACUUCAACUUCAUCAAGAGUCAGUCCUGUUGCGUUAUUGGAAACUACUACAAUUUGAAGGGACAACAUCAGAAGUCAGUCCUGUAUUUUCAGAGGGAUCUGAAAUUGAAUAAAAAUUAUUUGUCAUCAUGGACGCUAAUGGGUCAUGAGUAUAUAGAAAUGAAAAGCAUCCCAGCAGCAGUUGAUGCAUAUAGGUGGGCCGUGGACAUAAGUCCAUGCGAUUAUCGAGCAUGGUAUGGGUUAGGGAAAGCAUACGAGAUGAUGGGAAUGCCCUUGUAUGUGCUUCAUUUUUUUAAGAAGUCGGUGUUUUUGCAACACAACGAUUCUUGUCUAUGGAUUGCCAAUUGCCAUGGCCGAAUGUUACAAAACAGAGAAACUCAAUAUGCAUGAGGAGGCAAUCAAGUCUUACAAAAGGGCAGCAAACUUGAAUGAUAGCAAAGCAAUUGCACUUAACCAACUGGCAAAAUUAUAUUUUCAACUAGGCCGUUCUGAAGAGGCAGCAUUUUACUACAAAAACCAUUUAGAGAGGAUGGAAUCUGAGGAGAGAGAAGGAUCCAACAUAGUUGAAGCCAUGCUCUUUCUUGUCAGAUAUUACAAGGAUCAGAGGAGAUUCGAAAGAGCAUAGGUCCAUUGUCUCCGUCUUCUAGACUACAAGAGCCCUGUAAGUUACAUUCAACUUCUUUGUUGAAUUAGAAAAUUUGAGAAAAUGCAGCCAAUAAAUACUUCACUUUGCAAAUAAUACCCUAAUAUGAAAAAAAAUCCUAAUGAACCAGCUGUAGUGUUUCUUUCCUCUCAAUUGAACCAUUCCACUUUAAAAUUCUUGAGUAGUGUACAGCCAGUUCUCUCUUUUUUUUCAAGGAGUAUUUGAAAGUUGAGACAUGAGAGCAUGAAAUUACUAUGUGAUGACUAUUGUUGUUGAUGGUACCGGAACUAAAGAGGAAACGAAAAAAAACUAUUAGGCAAAGCAACAUAACUCGAUAUAUUGAACAUCACUUCUUUAGUUUUCAUUUUUUUUCCCUGAAUAAGUUAUCUUAGUCAUUAAAGUAUUCACUUUGUUUCUUAGUCUUCAAAAGCAUAUAAGUAAAGAACAAAAAGUACUAACGUUAAGGGUGUCCAUAGUUUUGGUUCAUCAGCCGUCAAUGCUUGGAAGAACACAAGACAUUUAGGGUGGAAGUGACACUUGGUGGUUCAAUUAAAAGCACAAAAACAUUAAAGGAGAUAGAACUGGCUAAAACUCUCCUUUGAGGAAUAAGGGAUGAAAUGGACGUUGAGCAUGUUCCACCCUAAGGGCGUAUUUGCAUUGGAGGGAUUUGGAGGGAAAGACUGGUGUGUUUGCAUCUUCAUUUGUAUUUUAGAUUAUACAUAAAUUGGAAGAUCAUUGUCUCCCCUAACAUUAGAAGGCUCAAUAGCGCUAUUUCCCACGGUUAUAGUCCUUUUUUCCGUUUUGUUUAGUGUUAACGGUGCCCAAUAUCUGGCAUCCCUGUCACUAUAUCGUUGUGUGUGGCUCUAUUGUUUCAUCCGUAUAAUUGGCAUUUG
Molecule: messenger RNA, 4614 nt
Organism: Cuscuta campestris
Lineage: Eukaryota; Viridiplantae; Streptophyta; Magnoliopsida; Solanales; Convolvulaceae
Source: the annotation of a GenBank genome assembly